AUGACCGAUAGAACGUUCAAUGGCGCACAUCGUCGAUGGGACGAAGAUGUGUUUGGAUGGCAAUUAUUUCACGACCGACGGCAUAAUUUAGUCUACUAUUUGCAUAGCUACACAGGAGAAGUACGAUGGCCUCGACCUGAGACUGUGGGCUUCGUAAUGCACGGAUUGAAGCCAUUACCUGCUCAAGCUAUUGAUACUAGAUGCGAUACAAAUGUUGUCAAUCCAGACAUCUGGAGUCCGUAUUAUCCACACGUAGUGAUGCUACCUUCUGGCUUAGUGCAAGUGCAUCCAGGUUCUGAAUCCAACCCCGAGUUACGAUGCGGGUACAAUCGAUUCCCUCUUAAAGGUAGCAGCGUCUCUCUGGAUCAUAAUACACAAAGGGUUCGAAUGUUGCCGCCAACGUGGGAAACCUCGCGCAAUGAGCUACCCUUUUUGCCUCCGUAUCCAGUGGCAAUUUUAGGUCAAAACGACAAAGAGAACAAAUCUCGAUUUGCAUCGACAGCGUGUGUGCAACGACCGCACGAGACAACGUAUUCACGUAGUUAUCUAUCGCUACAGACCGGUGAAUUUGGACAAGUCCUGCGACCAAUGGACUGGUCGUCAACUCUCAGAUUUAGCUCGACAAUUACUCCUUUUACCGUUCGAAAGCAAUCAGCGUAUCUAUUAAAGGGGCCAUCUUCGAUAAUGAAGAAAAAAGAGCACAAUCGAAAAGGGUACCUUCUUCGUUUGGCGCGUAAACAAAUGCGUGACAACAACUCCGAUUUAGUGGCAUCGGCAUCAAACUCGAGUGCAACGAUAUUAACGCGACAACGCUGGAUACCACGGAUUCCAACCUCGCCUAGAGCAAGAAACAAACUACCUGAUCUCGUGCUGGUAGAAACGCAAGAAAACGAGAAUGAAUGA
This is a messenger RNA of Plasmopara halstedii, 903 nucleotides long. RefSeq names its product WW domain. The transcript has 3 exons. Gene Ontology annotation, molecular function: protein binding. Lineage: Eukaryota; Oomycota; Peronosporomycetes; Peronosporales; Peronosporaceae. The coding region runs from base 1 to 903 and encodes 300 amino acids. The record is from RefSeq and is a predicted model, not a curated record.